AUGGCAACACAAAUGCAAACAGACACUCCAACAAGUUUCCAAGACAGCAUCAGUUCAAACAUAGAUUGGUCUAACCGAUGGACCCACAUAAAUAAAGUUUUGAACCGUCGUGGACCCUUUUGCGACGAAAGCUUUGCUCCUGGUCAAGGAAAAAAUAGUUUAGACACUUGCAAGAUUCUGGUAAUUGGUGCUGGCGGCCUGGGCUGUGAAAUACUGAAAAAUCUUGCACUCUCGGGGUUCAAAAAUAUUCACGUAAUCGAUAUGGAUACAAUUGAUGUGUCAAAUUUAAAUCGACAAUUUUUAUUUAGACCUUCUGAUGUUGGACGUCCGAAGGCUAUUGUUGCGGCUGAGUUUGUGAUGAAGCGAGUCGCCGGUGUAACAGUAACUCCUUAUCAUGGCAAAAUUCAGGACAAAGAUGCAGACUAUUACUCGCAAUUCCAAAUUGUGAUAUGUGGACUGGACUCUGUGGAAGCAAGACGCUGGAUGAAUGCUACUAUAGUUGAAAUCUCACGAGAAAAUGAAGAGGUAAUACCGUUAAUUGAUGGAGGCACUGAAGGCUUCAAGGGUCAAGCGCGUGUUAUCAUCCCAACACUUACUUCAUGUUACGAGUGCUCACUUGACAUGUUAAAUAAACCGACUACUUUUCCGAUUUGUACAAUCGCAAAUACACCGCGUCUGCCGGAACAUUGUAUCGAAUGGGCGUAUGUUUUAGAAUGGCCAAAAGCAUUUCCAGAGCAGAAGCUCGAUACUGAUGAACCGCAGCAUAUUCAAUGGGUGUAUGAAACCGCCAAUACAAGAGCAAAGCAGUUCAAUAUAACGGGUGUUACAUAUACUCUCACGCAGGGUGUUGUCAAGAAUAUUAUUCCGGCUAUUGCUUCAACAAAUGCUAUAGUUGCCGCUGCAUGUUGUAAUGAAGCAUUCAAACUUGCCACCACCACUGCACCAUAUCUAAACAAUUACAUGAUGUACACCGGUAACGAGGGUAUCUACACAUACACUUUCGAACACCAAAAGAAACCCGAAUGUCCUGUCUGUUCCGACGAGAACAAUCCAGUUUCUGUGGAGGUGAAAAAAAAUAUGACGUUAGAAGAGUUUAUUGAUUGGCUAAAAGAAAAACCUGAUGCUCAACUCAAGAAACCGAGCCUAUCGACAGCUUCAAAGAAACUAUAUCUACAAGCUCCACCAUUUUUGGAAAAGAGCACACGGCCGAAUCUUGAAAAGAAACUACGAGAUUUAGUCGAAGAAGGGGAAGAGAUUGUUAUCACCGAUACAACAUUACCUUUCUCACUAAGAUUGCUUGUUAAUUAUUUGUAG
Molecule: messenger RNA, 1314 nt
Organism: Ambispora gerdemannii
Lineage: Eukaryota; Fungi; Glomeromycota; Glomeromycetes; Archaeosporales; Ambisporaceae
Source: the annotation of a GenBank genome assembly